Messenger RNA from Branchiostoma belcheri (Belcher's lancelet), 1725 nucleotides. RefSeq names its product sialidase-1-like. The coding region runs from base 22 to 1182 and encodes 386 amino acids. NCBI's taxonomy places the organism in Eukaryota, Metazoa, Chordata, Leptocardii, Amphioxiformes, Branchiostomatidae. The transcript has 7 exons. Gene Ontology annotation, biological process: ganglioside catabolic process; oligosaccharide catabolic process. The record is from RefSeq and is a predicted model, not a curated record. Gene Ontology annotation, molecular function: exo-alpha-sialidase activity. Gene Ontology annotation, cellular component: lysosome; cytoplasm; membrane.
GGCAAAGUCCAAAGUAUCAACAUGGCAGGGGAGAACUUUUGUUGCAGAUUUGGUCUUCUGUUCUCCUUAUUUUGCUUCGUACACGUCUCACAGUCUCAGCCAGCAGUGGUUGCCCCCAUAGUUGUAGAAGAACAGCUUCUGUGGUUGGCUGGUACAGCCGGGGUGGGGUACUACCGUAUCCCGCUGCUGUCCUACACUCCGCACGGCAGUCUCAUCGCGGUGUGUGAGGCGAGGAAGGAGGGAUACGCCGACUUCGGACCAAAGUUUCUUGCUAUAAGGAGGUCUACAGAUAAAGGUCUGACAUGGGGGCCCAUGGACUAUGUACUGGACGACGGUUCCUUCUAUGAUGGGAUCUCCCUGGGUGCCAUCGUGGUGGACGAUGAGACCGGGUCUGUCUUCAUCAUGUACAGCCACUGUCCCCACUAUGACCACUGCACCGUGAGCACCACCUACCUUGUGGAGAGUACAGAUGAUGGGAAAACUUGGGGUGCUCCUAGGAACAUCUCUGUACAGGUUGGCACCAUGAUGUUUGCACCAGGACCAGGCUACGGGAUACAGAAAAAAUAUGAGCCCCACGUUGGUCGGCUGAUCGUGUGCGGACACAGUACGUUACGCGGGGACGGCAUGUUCUGUCUGCUGAGCGAUGACCACGGGCAGAACUGGCGCUACGGAGGCAUGCUGAGGGGAAUUCCCUACAACGCAGCCAAGAAGGGUGGAGACUUCAUGCCUGAUGAAUGUCAGCCAAUAGAGCUGCCAGAUGGCACUAUAGAAGUAAACAUCAGGAAUGAGGGAGGAUAUCACUGCAGCUGUCGGAUGAAAGCCCGUAGCAUGGAUGGCGGAGAGACCUUCCCCCUGGAACAUCUGAUAUUUGACGAGGCCUUGAUCGAGCCGGCCGUGGCAGCGGGACUGUACUACAGCAACGAUGUCAUGUACUUCAGCAACCCUGCAUCUACCAACUCAAGGUCUAACCUGACACUGCGCUGGAGUUACGACAGCGGCACGUCGUGGAAGGACGCGCUGCAGGUGUGGGCCCAGCCGUCAGGUUACUCCACCAUGACCAUGCUGAAGUCUGACCCUCAGGACGGAGAGUAUCUCUACAUGCUGUACGAGAAAGGCAGGGUGAACCAGACGUCUUACGAGAUGCUGUCUUUCACUCGCAUUAGUCUCUACGGUUUCAACUGAUGUGGAGAUUGCCUACGUGAAAUCCCAGGAAUUUGUGGUUUAUGUCUUCAGUUUGAGAGCCAUUAGAAUGUAUGUCAGAAUUAUCAUGACAUUACAAGAAUGUACAGAUAUCUCAUGGAUUUUCUUCUUAAAAAUAUUAUUGAAUUGUGACAAGUUUUAAAACGAGUUUAUAGAGAAUGACACAAAAAUUACAUUCUUUUAUUAUUACAUGUAUAACAUGUAUGUAUGCCAGCAACUGUAUAUUUGACAAACAUAUAUGGACAUUACUUAAGCCUAUGUAUCAUUUGAUGAAGCCACUGAGUGCAAUAGUGAAAUCUAACUCUUUAAAUACUUAACUUUGAAUUCUAGUAUAAGAGAUAAGAGACGAUCUUAUGAAAAAAACAUGAUAAUUUGGUUCUGAAGAACAUGAAAGAACAAUUUAUGUAUGCAAUUUUAUUUCUAUUGUGCAAUCUACAAUAAGUUGUGUCCCUAAAUCAAGAUAGUGAUCAUUUGUUGCAAUUACUCAAAAUUCCAUCAAAUAUGUGAAUAAAAUGUACUGUGCCA